Molecule: messenger RNA, 1369 nt
Organism: Carica papaya (papaya)
Lineage: Eukaryota; Viridiplantae; Streptophyta; Magnoliopsida; Brassicales; Caricaceae
Source: RefSeq, a predicted model, not a curated record
CGGGCAAAACAUGGGCAAAUGCAAGGGUUGUGGGAAAUUGGCAAGAAUGCUGCCAAGAGAUAGGACUCUAAUUGCUUACCGGUCUUCCCUUCUUUUAUCUCCUGUUGUUUCUGUUUGGGAUUGCAUCGUCCGUAAAAUGAGGUAUUCCUACAGACCCGAGUGGGUGUAGUUAUUUGGUUUAUAAUAUCAUACUGGUUUCUAACACAAAUUAAGUAGAAUUAUUUAAUAGUAGAAGUAAAGAAAGAAAAAAGGAAAAGAAAACAGAUAUAUAGGAAAUGUAUACGAUUUAGAGGCCUUCUGUUAAAGAAAAGCAUUUGAGCAUAGGGGACUAAGCUUAUAGUUUGUAGCAGCUAUGGAUAACAUGGCAUGUAAUAAAGUGCAACCAGUUGUGAGAAAAGCAAAGAAGAAGCAAGUUAAAGAUGAGUUGGAUAGAAUCAAACAGGCUGAGAAAAAAAAGAGGCGCUUAGAGAAAGCCCUUGCUACUUCUGCAGCCAUUCGUUCAGAGCUAGAAAAGAAGAAACAGAAAAAGAAGGAAGAGCAGCAGAGGCUGGAUGAAGAGGGUGCUGCAAUUGCUGAGGCUGUAACUCUCCAUGUCCUACUUGGUGAAGACACUGAUGAUUCGUGCAAGAUCGUUUUGAAAAAGGAACAGGGGGUCAACGCAUGGGACUGCGCUGGCAACAUUGACCUAUUUAUGGCUGGAAGGAGAGCAUAUCUCCCCCAUCAGGCGCGUACUAAUUGUGCAGUUGAAGGAAUUGGAUGGGUCACGAAUGCUUAUGGAUCUGACUGCAAGUGGAGUGAGCUGGGAAACGGCGAUUGGUCAUUCUUAUAUGAUCCUUUUAGAAGGGAUUUGCAGCCGCCAUAUUUUGAGGAUAGAGGACGUGGUGAUGAGGGAUUCUCAGCCGGACUUAUUGCAGCUCAGGCUGUUUCAUCCCUCCAGAUCUCAGAGGAUGCAGAAGUAGACACAAUUGUCCUCAACAGGGUAUUAAGAGGAUGAUUUGAGCAAGUUUCAAACACACUAAUAGCUGUCUGGUCACUUCAUCAAGCUCUGAUCAUAGUUCUUCAUAAUGGAUUGUAUAUAUUAAUCAUCAACACAUAUGCCCGUGUUCACCGGAUUGCUUCUUCAGUGUGGAACACUGUGACACCAAUUUCGUUUAUCUUUUAAAGUUGUUUGGGAAGAUGCUUGUUUUUUGUUCAUGAAAUGGUACUAUGUUGGUUGUAAUCUCAUAAUCUUUGUGGAAAAUAUUGACUCUGUUCUAUGGGGCUACUGCAUACGUGAUGUUAAGCUCUUAGUCGUGGAUCAUUCAAUGUUGCAAUAUCUUCUUGCUUCCUGUAAGCAUCUAAUAUUUUCUGCUUGAGGCUUUACAGGCGA